AUGAAGAAGUUAUUACUUUUUAGUAUUUUUAUUGCUGGUGUUAUUACUUUAUUCUUAUUUGAAGUUUUAGUUAUAUAUGAUUAUCCAAAAGUGUCUAAUUCAAGACUAAGCCAUUUAAAAUCCAUUUUUCUUAAGAGUAACGAUUUAGUUUAUCCAGAAUCAAUGUCAGGUUAUUCCACAUACAAUGAAAAUUCUUUUGCAUUCCAAUUAAUUUAUGUAAGUGACAAUGAUAAAUAUAAUGUUGAAGAUAAUAAGUUUAUUUCAAAAAUCCAUUUUGGUAUGAUUAGUAAAAUAGAUAAUAAAUGGAGUUUUACAGAAAAUACACAAAAGAGUUUUCAAACCCAAACCCAAUUAAAUUAUAAUGGAAGAGGUAAUGAAUUAUCUGAAGUUAUCCAAUAUUUCAAUAACCUUUAUGUCUUUGAUGAUAAGACAGGUGUUAUUGCUCAGCUAGACUUAGAACAUAAAAACUUCUACCCAUGGAUUAUCAUUGCUGAUGGAAAUGGAAAUCAAACAUCAGGUGCAAAAAAUGAAUGGGCAACAGUGGUAGGUGAUAAAUUGUAUGUAGGAAGUCAUGGGCCAAAUACGUAUGACUCAUUAGGAAGGGUUGAUAGGACCAAUAAAUAUUAUGUCCAAAAAGUUAAUAAAGAAGGUAGUUUUGAAUAUGAGGAUUGGUCGGGUGUAUAUAACAAUAUUCUAAAUGCACUAAAUAUUGAAGUUCCUGGAUAUAUUACAAAUGAAGCAGUUGUAUAUUCAAAUUUAAAGAAAAAAUGGUAUUUUGCUCCAAGAAAAUGUAGCAAUAAAGCCUAUGAUAAACAAGAAGAUGAAAAAUUGAAUAGCUGUAAAUAUAUUAUUGAAUUGGAUGAAAAUUUAAAUAAUCCAAGACUUAUUGAAGACAAACAAUAUGACAAAACUCAUGGAUUUUCAAGCAUCAAAGUUCUUCCAUUCAAUGAAGAUAUUUUAGUUUAUCUUAAAUCAUAUGAAGUUGAUAAUAAAUUUAAGUCAUUUGUUGGUAUGAUAAAUGUCAAUGGAGAGAUAGUUAUGGAAGAACAACCAUUAGGUUCUGAAAAAUUUGAAGGUUUAGAAAUUAUUCCUUUAAAUAUAUAA
Messenger RNA from Entamoeba nuttalli P19, 1104 nucleotides. Its product is annotated as apyrase, putative. Gene Ontology annotation, biological process: proteoglycan biosynthetic process. Gene Ontology annotation, molecular function: calcium ion binding; GDP phosphatase activity; UDP phosphatase activity. The record is from RefSeq and is a predicted model, not a curated record. The transcript has a single exon. NCBI's taxonomy places the organism in Eukaryota, Evosea, Mastigamoebida, Endamoebidae. Bases 1 to 1104 code for a protein of 367 amino acids.